CCUGGGGGUCCCUGCCUGUGCCGCUGCACCCGCGGGUGCUGGGUGCGCUGCAGGAGCUGGGCUUCCCGUCCAUGACGCCCGUGCAGGUAUCCGUCCUGGGCCAGGUGGGAGGAGUCCGGCGKCGCGGCGGGCACCCGAGCCGACCAGCCGCUAGGGCCACUCCGCUCGCGCUGGGUUGUCCGCCYUGAGCCGCGGCUUUUGCCUCGUCUCGGGCGGUGUCGGCGAUGCGAAGCGGUGGAUCAGGCAGCCACGGUGGUCUUGGCCUCCGCCCUGGGCUACUGGGGCUUAGGACCUGGUUUCUAUCCUGACCCUUCCACUCUAGCUGUGAGACCUCGGACAAUAACUUCACCUUUCUGCUUCAUUUUCCUUCUCUGAAUGACGGAGUCUGCAACCAUCCCUCUGUUCAUGAGAAAUAAAGACGUUGCUGCAGAAGCGGUCACAGGUAGUGGCAAAACACUGGCCUUUGUCAUCCCCAUCCUGGAAAUUCUUCUGAGAAGGGAAGAGAAGUUAAAAAAGAGUCAGGUGGGAGCCAUAAUCAUCACCCCAACUCGAGAGCUGGCCAUUCAAAUYGAUGAGGUCCUGUCGCAUUUCACGAAGCACUUCCCACAGUUCAGCCAGAUUCUUUGGAUUGGAGGCAGGAACCCUGGAGAAGAUGUCGAGAGGUUCAGGCGACAAGGGGGAAAUAUCGUAGUGGCGACUCCAGGCCGCCUGGAGGACAUGUUCCGGAGRAAGAGUGAGGGCUUGGACCUCGUCAGCUGUGUGAAGUCCCUGGAUGUCCUGGUGCUGGAUGAGGCAGACAGACUUCUGGAUAUGGGAUUUGAAGCAAGCAUAAACACCAUUCUGGAGUUUUUGCCAAAGCAGAGGAGGACGGGCCUUUUCUCUGCCACACAGACACAGGAAGUGGAGAACUUGGUGAGAGCAGGCCUCCGGAACCCUGUCCGCAUCUCAGUGAAGGAGAAGGGUGUGGCKGCCAGCAGCACCCAGAAGACCCCCUCCCGCCUGGAGAACUACUACAUGGUGUGUAAGGCAGAUGAGAAAUUUAAUCAGUUGGUGCAUUUUCUUCGAAAUCAUAAACAGGAGAAACAUCUGGUCUUCUUCAGCACCUGCGCCUGUGUGGAAUACUAUGGAAAGGCUCUGGAGGCCCUUGUGAAGAAYGUGAAGAUAAUGUGCAUUCAUGGAAAGAUGAAACACAAGCGCAACAAGAUCUUCAUGGAGUUCCGCAAGUUGCAGGGUGGCAUUUUGGUGUGCACUGACGUGAUGGCGCGGGGGAUCGACAUUCCUGAAGUGAACUGGGUUUUGCAGUAUGACCCUCCCAGCAACGCCAGUGCCUUUGUCCAUCGCUGUGGCCGCACAGCCCGCAUUGGCCAUGGGGGCAGCGCCCUGGUGUUUCUCCUGCCCAUGGAAGAGUCGUACGUCAAUUUCCUGGCAAUUAACCAAAAAUGCCCCCUGCAGGAGAUGAAACUUCAGAAGAAYACAGUGGACCUGCUGCCCAAGCUCAGGGCCCUGGCCCUGGCCGACAGAGCGGUGUUUGAAAAGGGCAUGAAAGCCUUUGUGUCCUGUGUCCAGGCCUAUGCAAAGCAUGAGUGCAGCCUCAUCUUCAGAUUGAAGGAUCUUGAUUUUGCUAGUCUUGCUCGAGGUUUCGCCCUGCUGAGGAUGCCCAAGAUGCCAGAACUGAGAGGAAAGCAAUUUCCAGAUUUUGUGCCUGUGGACAUUAAUACAGACACGAUUCCAUUUAAAGAUAAAGCUAGAGAAAAGCAGAGGCAGAAACUAUUAGAGGAACAAAGAAAAGAGAAAAUGGAAAAUGAAGGGAGAAGAAAAUUCAUGAAAAAYAAAGCUUGGUCGAAGCAGAAGGCCAAAAAGGAAAGGAAGAAAAAGAUGAAUGAWAAAAGGAAAAGGGAAGAGGGUUCUGAUAUCGAAGACGAGGAUAUGGAGGAACUUCUUAAUGACACAAGGCUCUUGAAAAAGUUUAAGAAAGGCAAAAUUACUGAAGAACAACUUGAGAAGGGGUUGUUGACAAGUGGCAAAAGAAGAGCCACAACAGCAGAUUUGGAGAURUCAGAUUUGGACGAUGACUGCUGAUUCCAAUGCCUUAGGUGAAGCACAGGUGGGCACAAGUGGCCCCUCACUCAGGGGACACUGAAAAGAGUCCAUCCUGGAAGCUAUUCUUUCACGCUGGGAAGCAAUGAGGGGAUUUCUCACUUGGGAAUACUUCUCUCAGAGCACACUAGUCUUGAAGAAAAUCUGAGUGUAAAUAAUAGAUGUCAGUGUUUUGGUGAGUCACCUGUAGCUAACUGUAGCUAAAGAGCGUUUUUUCCCCCAAGGUUAUUUUUGUAAGUUUUUUUUUUUUUUUAACAGAUACCGAGGUGUACUUAGGAACUUUAAAAAACCUAAAUAAAGUCAAGUACACCUUGAUAUCUUUAAAGUAUUUUUAAAGUUCCUCAGUACGUCCAGGCAGUGACCUUUCUGUGUGCCCGUGGCCCCUAGACUUCUUAUCCUUUGCCCUGCACUGAGCACCUGCAGAGGUGGUGAAUGUACUGAGGUUUCUUUUUUAAUAUUCUCAGGGCUACUUUAUUAGUGAAUAUCUGAAGACCAGGAAACACUUCAUAUUCUGGGAAUGAAUUAUUACAUGGUUUUUCGUUCUAUUGGAUAAAGAGUAUAUCCUUGUC
Urocitellus parryii (Arctic ground squirrel) is the source of this 2666-nucleotide messenger RNA. Lineage: Eukaryota; Metazoa; Chordata; Mammalia; Rodentia; Sciuridae. The record is from RefSeq and is a predicted model, not a curated record.